UGGUAUCUGUGCGUGUGUGUAGAUGUGUGUGUGGUUACCAGUUUGCAACGUUGAGGACCUUUGCAUUUUCCCGUAUGUGAUGUUUAUGAAACUUUUCUCAAACAAAGCUCAUGCGCCAUGAAUUUACUUUUUUUUGUCACGGGGGCGUGUUGGAAGAGGAGAGGGAGUCUUCUGGCUUUGCAGGGGUAGCGAGCAAUGUGACGUUGUUUCUUGUUGCAUUCAGAGUCCCUCUGUCUUCGGGUCGGCCCGCUUGUGCUUCUGCGGUUUUGUGCCAUAGCCUAGGCGACUAGCGUUGUUGAUGUGUCUUGCGUGUUUCGAUUUUUUUGGUGCCAUUGUUUAACUUAAUUUUACUUCUGUCCAUCCUUCCGGGCCCUCGCCAAACACCAGCUUCGUGUCUCGUUUAGUUUUUGGUGGUUUAGUGUAAAGUGCGGAGCAGCAGAAUCCCUGCUGUGGACAGAAGAUGUUAAGUACAUGGCGGUGUGAGAGCACACAGAAAAACAUACAUGCACAUACAAUGUGUCUCUAUAUAUGGAAUAGAAGUGCAGUCGUCCUUGUGGUUUGCGGCCACUUUCCGGUGUUCGUUUUCUCAUAUUUAUUUGUGUGGUUGCAUAUUAUGCUGCAUGUGAGAGCGAGCUAACUAUGGUGUUUGUGAAUCUGCUCUUACAGUGGUGUGAAGCAGCUGGUCUGUGGUUAUCUGUGCAGCAGCACACUGUGAAAAGGCAAAAUUGUUCCCGUCUCAAAUGUUGCUUUGGGCACUUGGCCUUAAAAUGGUUCAAAAUGGCGCAAUAAUGGAAGUUGCUCCGUCUUUGAACUGCACUCGUCGCCUGUUCCCAGUCGGGAUAUUUUUAGUGACAAAACGCAACAUGUCUAAAUCCACUGUGUUAUUUCAAUGUCCAAGUGUGAAUGUGUGGUUUCUACUUUCCUCACGGUGAUUAUGCCUGCAUGUGACAAAAAAAAACGUGUCAUUGUGGGUUGUCCGCAAGCAAUGUUACAUGCGUAUUCGUGGAUGUGCGUGUGAGUAAGUUUGGUUGCACUGUGGACAAAAGGCUAGAGCUGAGAGUGCAGCCGUCGACCCAUCCUGGACGUCAGCCUUACUUUUUUUUUAAGCACUUCCCCAUGUUGGAUGACAGAGCAAAGUAAAGAGGAGUUUUUAAGUGUGGACUUGACAAAGCACCUGGUGAUGGAGAUAGUGAAGGUGUGGAGCGAAGAUGGUGCCGGAAAAGUCGUGGAGAUCCCGGUGGACAUGACGGCCAGAGACGUCUGCCAGCUCCUGGUUUACAAGAGCCACUGUCUGGACGACAACGCCUGGACGCUGGUGGAGCACCACCCCAUCCUUGGCCUUGAAAGGUGUCUGGAAGACCAUGAGCUGGUGGUUCAGGUUCAAGCCUCCAUGACCAGCGACAGUAAAUUCCUCUUCAGGAAAAACUAUGCCAAAUAUGAAUUCUUCAGGAACCCUCUGAACUUUUUUCCAGAGCAGAUGGUGGCUUGGUGUCAGGAGUCCGAUGGCACAAUCCCUCAGUCACAGCUCUUACAGAACUUUCUGAACUCCAGCAGCUGUCCAGAGAUCCAGGGCUAUCUGCACUUAAAGGAGCCUGGACGCAAGUCCUGGAAGAAGCUCUACAUGUUCCUGCGACGCUCGGGUCUCUACUAUUCUACUAAAGGAACAUCCAAGGAGCCCCGACAUCUGCAGCUGCUGUCAGACCUGGAAGACAGUAACAUCUUCACCAUCAUCACAGGCAGAAAGCUUCACAAUGCCCCCACAGACUUCCAGUUCUGCAUCAAGCCCAGUAAAGGGAGGAGUGACUGUAAGGAGUUGAAGAUGCUGUGUGCAGAGGAGGAGCAGAGCCGGACCUGCUGGAUGACGGCCUUCAGACUCCUCAAAUACGGGCUAGUUCUGUAUCAGAGCUACAACAUCCCCCAGCAGAGGAAGUCCAACCUACUGCCUUUCUCUGCGCCUGUGCGGAGCGUGUCUGAGAACUCCUUGGUCGCCAUGGACUUCUCUGGACGGACCGGCCGCGUCAUUGACAACCCUGUCGAGGCCCAGAGUGCCGCCCUGGAGGAGGGACAGACCUGGAGGAAACGGAGCCAGCGUAUGAAUGUCCUGGGAAGUCCCAGCCCCCUGCACCCUUCCUCCCUGAGCACAGUGAUCCACAGGACACAGGUAUGGUUUCAUGGUCGCAUCAUGAGAGAGGAGGCCCACAGAAUGAUCAUACAUCAAGGCCAAGUAGACGGGUUGUUCCUGUUACGGGACAGUCAGAGUAAUCCCAAAGCAUUCGUGCUCACCUUGUGCCACCACCAGAAGAUCAAGCACUUCCAGAUCCUACCGUGUGAGGAGGACGGUCAGGUGUUCUUCAGCCUCGACGACAGCGCCACCAAGUUCACCGAUCUGAUCCACCUGGUGGAGUUCUACCAGCUCAACAAAGGAGUGCUGCCCUGCAAGCUCAAACACCCCUGCACCACUGUGGCCUUGUGACACUCCAGCCCCUCCCCCCCUCACACAAACACCUCCACCCUUUUUUUGCACACCUAUCUUCCCGAGACCCUGCCCCCCCCUAAACAGCUGCCCCUCCCUCGCCAACACAAUGAGGUCGAGGAGACAAAGAGAAGUUAAUGUCAAGUUUUGGGGAUAUGAACAACUCAGCCGCUGGUUCAAGUUCGAUGUCCCAGAUGUGCCGUGCUUUUCUCUGCCUUGUCGCUGUUUGGAUGUUUGAAUGGGAACUGUUUGGAUGGUCCACGUGUCGCAGAUUGUGGACCCGGCAGUCGCCCAACUCCUGCGAUUUUAUCACAUGGACUUGUUUGUUUAUGUCAAUACAAUGUUGACCAUUGAGAGAGACCUUUCAUUGUGAAAACACAGGACCGCUAUGAUCUGUUCAGCUAUGGGUCUCUCAGAUGGAUCCCUCCUUUUAAAGUCCCCCAACCUUCCACCCCCAUCCUCCAGGCCUGAUAAGCUGUGGUUCCUGCCCACCCUCGCCCCCCUCACUACCGAGGCAGGCAGGAAACACCACCCUCUGACUUCCUCAUCAAUCAUCAGGGAUGGACAGGAACCUCUCUGGGUCUUAUCAAACUCGAUCCAAGAGUUUUCUCAACCUGUGCAGUCCAGUCUGGAUAAGCUGACCCCCCGCCCCCCCCACCCACAACUCGAGCAGGCUUGACGCAGCUUCUCUGCUGUGUCUUACCCCAAGAUCCCCAAAAACCCUGGUGCAACCCCCAAUCCCCGCCUCCACGCAAGCUCACAAAAAAAAUCGGAGGAGAAAAGAGAAGUGGCUGAAGGCUAGAUAAGCAGAGCAGUGGCGAGGGUUUGCUGAAAGGGCAGAGGAAUGUUUAUCAGGGAGGCUGUAACAAGCCUCUCUUGUAGAGUUGAUUACUUGAUGUCAUUUUAAUGCUGUUUAAUUACUGUUGAUUCAAUGCAGAACUAGUUUUGCACUCCUGGGCGGACAGACGACAGCUGUUCUCUCUAGCUAAAUGAAGCUGGCUGCUCUCCAUUCGUCGUCCUCCUCUUCCUCCUCCACCCCGCCCUUCUGAAUAGCAUGCAUGUAAAUUUCCACCGGCUCAGAUUAGAUUACAGUGGCGUGGGAGCAAAGAGAGUCGUGGCUGAUUAUGCAGUGCCUUUCAGAAAGGUUUGGGAACAUCUUGGACCUACGUGUGUCUUAUACCGACAUGACUACACCACGGCUGCACCGUUACAAGACUGUGAGGAGGUGGAGGAAGACUGUUCAAUAGACUCCUGAAAAGUGUGUUCACCCUCCAGCUUCUACCAUUUCAGUCAGCUUUUAAAUCGAAGAGUUAAUAAUGCUGUUGAAUUUGUCUUUGAAUGUCAUUUUCUUUUCCUAAGUCUGUUCUGAUCUCACUGCUUGCACAUUUUAAAUUCUCCUAAUUUGACAAUGAUGAGUUGGAGCUGUCGGAUUCUGACCACUGUUCCCUCACUCCAGAGAAGACAAAUCAACAAAAGCACUCCCAUGACUUUUUUUUUGUGCUUGAAUUGAACAAAUGACUUGAAAUGUGAACUCAGACGACCGGGUGUCCAGACAGGGUCGAAUGAGCUUCACUCGCCUUAAGUGAAAAUCGUGAACUUUGUGUAUGAAAUGGAAUCUGUAUAAAAAUGCACAUACAGUAACACAUUUAAGACUUUAAGAUUCAACAACAUCGAGAGUGUUAAAGGUUACGUUAAAGAAGAGGUUUCAUAUUCGUGGAAAUGCUGUUUAUCUGUUUCUUGCCAAGAGUUAAACAAGGGUAUGGAUACUACUCUAAUGUCGGCUCGCUAGAGAAGAAGCUACUGUCAGCAGGUGAUAAAACCCACCUACCAGUUCCUCUAAAAACUCACAGGUUAACAUAUUGUUAAGCUUGUUAAAUCUGUUUAAAAGCCCAAGUGUAAAAACAGGAAUUUGUGGUUUUACCCAAGGCAAUAUAAGCUAACCAGCUGCUGACUGUAGUUUCAUACAGUAUUUAGUGUACAGAGAGUGGCAUUGGCCCCAUCAUCAAACCCCCAACAAGAAAGUAUGAGUUACACUCAUCUCAACGGGCCCUAUUUUCCGGUCUGGUGGUGUUAUUUCUGCAGAUAUUUGACAAAAAGUGUAACUUAGUUUUCCAGCAGCUGCGUGGUCGUCUGGUGGUGUCAGUGGUUGAAGUUGCGUUGUGGUGUCUGUCCCUCUGAGUCAAACAGUUAGGAAGUUUGUCUCUGAACAAUCACACGGAGAAAUCCUUUAUGGGAGGGCAAGUCCUGCACCGUUAUGAGGGAUGUUUCAAUGUGGCCAGAAAAUACAGUGGCAACUAUUUUUAAUAUCAGUAAUUAUUAUUUGAAGCAAAAUGACAAAAAACUGCAAUAAGUCCUCUUGCAAAAAGGGAUUUGUUGAUCAUGAUUAAUAUUUGAAUAUGUUGACUUCUAGGAAACUCAGAGAAUUGACCAAACAAUUCCCCAAUUUAUCAAAAACUUCAAAAUCACUAAAGAAGUUCUUAUUCGCAGCCCUUCAAGCUCCAUCUAAAAACAACAUGGCCUCUGUCUGGUAGGUUUUUAUAAGCAUUCUGGGAGAGGAAGUGAUAGAGAGAAACUGUACGUCUUAAGCUAAAAAAGUUGGUCCUCUGCUGAACAAAAACUUCCAUCUUAAAGCCAACAUGCAGAGGAUUUAAAAAUGGCACUGAGUUGAGUUGGUUGAAAGCAGCCUGCAGGCAUGAAACAUGAACAUCAGCAGAAUGGGCUUAUUUUUCUAGAAACAAAUGACUGCGCUGUCAGAAUAACCAGUUUCACAUGCUACAUCAUCAUGAAAGAUCCUCGAGAGUGGUUAACGUCCUGUUGUCUGUUUCUGGCCUCUCCUGCUGUUCUGUUAGCAGCAGAAUAAAGAGCUGCAGACAUGUGACAUAACAGCUACUUAGCCUCCUCCUCCACCCCUCCUGCUUUCACCUGCAACUGCCCUCCAUCCUGUGCCAGAUCCAGUGAACAGGGUUAGCACGAGGCCGUCAGACUCCCUGCCAGGCGAACUAAACUCUCUAAGUACUGUCAUUGACACGCAAGCCACCGCCACACGAGUCCACCAAUCGCGUGACUUGACCAGAAUCACUAGCUCUGCGUAUCGCCAAUCCGGCCUUUUGUAGUCAGCCAGGGCAGACUCUCUCCAGGGAUUGGAUAAUGCUUGAACCUCCCCGCCCCCCCCCCCCCCGUCCCACCUGUGUCCAGCCUGUAAGCUAUGACCCUGUGGUGAAUAAGUGCGUGAGUGUGUGCGUGUGUGUGUACGUGUGGAAAGCCAGACUGUUGCAUUCACUCAUCAGGAUUGCUAACUGCUGGUUAUCAAACUUGCCUUUUUUUAGAGACAGUAAGCGGAAGGUUGAUGAUCAGUCGGGUUAAGUGGUGGAUUUAGAGGAGACAGGAGGUAUCUGCAGGUAUCCCAGCAUGCCCGGUCAUCGGCUGAGGAGUCUUUCCUGUCUGUCAGAGAGGGAUGCAAAGCCACAUCGCUAAGGGUCAGCUGGGGGGGAGGGGGGGUGGCAGACUCUGUCCUCUCUUCCCCGCUCCAUUUUUAAUCACUGUGCUACAAUGCAAUCCUAUACACAUGUAAAGUAUACAAGUAUAUGACAAUACCAGUGUACAGUAUCAUUUGUUUUCUAAGUAUGUGAAGCUAUGGAGAGGACGUAGAUCUAACACUGUACCUAGGUCACAGAUCACUAUGUAUGGGGCGUUAUGCUUUUGCUCAUAACGCCAUGUAAAAUGAAGAAUGAUAUAUUUUGUCCUUUUUUUUCUUCUCCAUUAUUUGAUUGUGUGUAUAUUGAUAUUAUUGUGUUUUUUUUUCUUUGGUUUGCCACAAAAUUACCUUUUAUGAAAAAAAAAAAGAAUAUACCACAUUAUAUACAGUAUUAAAUUAAGCUGUUUGGUUUUUUUUUAAGAGAUCAAACUGGAUUUUUGGCUUGUGUCAAAUUCCUGCACAUCAGUUGUCCAUAUAAGCUGACAGGCUGACAGAGUCCUCCACUCUGACAGCAUAAAAUGAUGCCAUUUUGUUUUCAGACUACGUCUUUUGAAUAUCCCCUCUCCGUCUGGCUGAUUCCACUCAUUUACUUCCAGGACAAAACUCCAGUAAAUGAUGGCAAUCAACACACACACACACACUAGUGGGUUUUAAUCGAAAGCACACACACCCACACCUAACCCAUGGGGAUAUUCUUAGCAGCUUUUGUACAACUUUCAUCACAAAUAGUACAAUUAUACGCAGUAGCUCAAGAGGAUUGUGCAUUUCAAUAUGUCCAUGUACUCAGAUUUUAAGGUGCAUAACAAAGUUUUUUUUUUUUUAUUAUUAUUCUUAACUUAGCCUAUUCUUGCAGCAGGUGCCUCUUGUUUCUGAAUAGUAACAAGUCCUAAGUUUCCGUCCAUCCACUCACUGGGUUCUUUUGCAGUCAGCUGUGAAUGUGAAACAUAAUCCUACUGGAACUAAAUCCUUGUGUCAGGUCAACGUCACAUACAGGUCCCAUCGACACAGCUGACUCACAGUGGAGGUGGAAGUGAAACUGACUCGGUUAUGUUUUAUUUUGGGGGGUUGGAGUCAUCAUAAGCUGAAGGCAAAUAAAUAUUUCAGGGAAAGAAAAAAAAAAGAGCAAGUGAACCGAAUCUUUUUUUUUUUUUUUAUUCUCAGAUCCCCUACUGUGCUUUGCUUCAUUCUGUCUGUACGGCUCCUGGAUCAACAUUGUAUCCUGUUCAGGUAUUUUUGUACAAAUAAGGGACUGAUAUAUUCUGUGUUUAUUGGAAAUUAGAAUUAAAGACAACAUUGCUAUAAACCAAAA
Molecule: messenger RNA, 7257 nt
Organism: Platichthys flesus (European flounder)
Lineage: Eukaryota; Metazoa; Chordata; Actinopteri; Pleuronectiformes; Pleuronectidae
Product: growth factor receptor-bound protein 10-like
Exons: 13
Coding region: 1124-2473 (449 amino acids)
Biological process (GO): negative regulation of insulin receptor signaling pathway; insulin receptor signaling pathway; negative regulation of Wnt signaling pathway
Molecular function (GO): insulin receptor binding
Source: RefSeq, a predicted model, not a curated record